AAAGAGGUGUUUUCACGACGACGACACGGCGAAAUUGUUUUUUUUUUCUCGGUAGGAAAAUUUGCAAAAAAAAUCGAUACGUUCAAGUGUGUGAACCCGUCUGCGAUGUACGCUCGAUCCGGUAGAAACGGCGGUGGCCAAAACGGUGCGAAUCCGGGUGCCCGCGCCGGCAUGGCCGCCGCCAUCACGCCCGUCGUGAAAAACUACCAAACAGUGCGUUCCUCGUCUUCCGACGGAACCGACUGGAACUCGCUGAACCCGAACCUGUACCAGAACAUGUCCAACGAUCAGGUAGAUUGGGCGGCACUGGCCCAGCAGUGGAUCCAGAUGAAGGAAACGCUGCCGCCGGAAAUGGUUCCGGCCGCUCCGCCACCGCCGCCGGUCAUUUCGUGGAAUCAAUCUCCGCCGGCAGCGGCAACGCUGGAGACGAUCGACGAGCAGGGCGAGGCUCCGAUGGAGGUCGAAAAGGAGGAAGAUCCUGGGCAGCAAGCGCAGCAAAGGCCGCAACCCAGCAGCUGGCAAAAUGGAUCAAUCGCUUGGCAAUAUCCGACGGUAACGGCGCCCGAGUGGCGCAGUUCCGCUUGGGAGACCAGCUGGUCCACCGGUGGGAAUCAGGGCGGUAAUAGCGGGUCUGUGCCGCCGCCGGUGGUGAAUCCGCAGGCAUCGGUGGCCGUGGCCAAUUGGCAGGCCAAAAUGUCCCGGAUUUACAAGAUGAACGAUGGAAGUGGGUCAUCGGUCAGCUCGGAACCGAUUGCGGGAACGGUUCAACCUGCGACAGCCAACAGCAAACAGGUCGAGCAAGGGUCAAAGCGCAUUCCGGGGCUGAUGGACCAGGUAAUCAACCUGGACCACGCUGCUGAAGAUGCAGGGCAAGCCGACCAGGACCAGGGUGAGGACACAACGCAGACCAUCAACGAUGCCAAGCGGAAGCUGCUGCCGGCGUGGAUCCGGGAAGGUUUGGAAAAGAUGGAACGCGAAAAGCAGCGUCAGGUUGAGCGGGAACGGGAUCAAAAACAGCGCGAACAGCUGCUCGAACAGCGCCGGCAGGCCGAACUGGAAGCGCUGAGCGAGCUCGAAAGCGCCAAGAAGAAAAGCAAAUUUGAGUCAGAUUCCGAAGAAGAGGAAGCCCCGGAUGAGCAGGAAGGUCCGAGCCGUGAAGCUAGCCCAGUCCCAGCUAGAUCACGGGAGGAAAUUCUCCAGGAACUGAUGAUCUCCGUGCGCAAGAACCUCACGGAAAUCCUGCUCGAGGUCACCAACGAAGAAAUCGCGGUGCUCGCUAAAGAAACUCUUGCCAAAGCGCGCAGAAAAGCACCAACAGCUCAAGCGCUGCGAAAGACCGGUCUCGCGACGCUCACGGGAGGACUUGGUCUCGGCAUGUACGGCGACAGCGACGACGAGGACGAGGACGAUGAGGACGCAAGUGGCUCGGAGAAGCGGCGGGACUCGAGCGACGGCGAAAACGAGGAGGACGACGAGGAGAUUGAAAAGGCGCUGCGGAGCACGAUCAAGCAGCGCCAGAAGGAGUUUGAAUGGACCGCACGCGAAAUCGAGGACCAACUGGCCCAGGAAGAGGCCCGCGAUGAGCGCAAAAGGCGCGAGUACGAACAGCAGCAGCAAACCCAGAAGGACCAGAACAGUGACGACGAGGAUGCGUGGGGGGGCCGGGCCGGCUUUGGUCACGCCGCCUCCGGGACGGCUGAAGGUAGCAGUAGCGUAAGCGGGGGUAAAUCUGGAUCAAGAGACGGUGAGACCCAGCCUGUUAAUGAUAAAAUAUAUGCCCACAAGCUCGGCCGAACGCGCGACAAGCGGAUAUCGAGGUUCAGCGACCCGAAGGACACUGUCCGGCAGACGCACAUAACGCACGUAGCCAUUGUGCCCCACAAACCGGGCGAGAUCGUACCACCGGCAUUGCACCUCCCAAAGUCGAACCAGAUGGCACCAACGGCCACCAUGGUCUCAAGUGGCAUUUCGCCGCCUGUCGUUCUGAACCCUAGCGCGUCCGCCCCGCUCUUUCCUGCGGCCGUUAGCGGCUUGGAGAGCUACAAGCGGGAAAGCAGUGUCGCGUCGGAAGCGCCCUCAACCAGCAGCCGGGCCUCGCACCGGAGUGGCGGCCAUCGGGAAAAAUCUUCCUCGACCUCCUCCCGCCACAGGUCGUCCUCGCACAAGAGUAGCCACAAAAAACAUAAACGCUCCCGGUACAGCCGCAGUGAAGACGAAGACGACGGGAAUGAUUGCUACGUGGCUGACGACGAUCGGUACUCACAGUACUCGUCCUCGCGUCGAUCGCGUAGUUCCGAACGCAGCAGCCAUUCGCGUCGUCAUCGGCGGUCCUACUCGAGGGACUCACGGGACGAUACUCGCGGUGAUGGCGGCAGUAGCCGAAGGUCAAGAUCGCCACGUGACUAUCGCGAUAAUCGGUAUCGAUCCUCGCGAAGAUCGCGAAGCCGCUCUCGGUCACCUCUGUCCAGGCGGGGAAGGUAUUAGAGAGGUAGCUUGCAUUCUUCCAAAAAAAAAAGCAAA
Culex pipiens pallens (northern house mosquito) is the source of this 2520-nucleotide messenger RNA. Its product is annotated as arginine/serine-rich protein PNISR-like. The record is from RefSeq and is a predicted model, not a curated record. Gene Ontology annotation, molecular function: RNA binding. The transcript is spliced from 7 exons. The coding region runs from base 106 to 2484 and encodes 792 amino acids. NCBI's taxonomy places the organism in Eukaryota, Metazoa, Arthropoda, Insecta, Diptera, Culicidae. Gene Ontology annotation, cellular component: nuclear speck; presynaptic active zone.